This is a messenger RNA of Alosa alosa (allis shad), 2842 nucleotides long. It is a transcript of the gene s1pr3a, whose product is annotated as sphingosine-1-phosphate receptor 3a. The record is from RefSeq and is a predicted model, not a curated record. Lineage: Eukaryota; Metazoa; Chordata; Actinopteri; Clupeiformes; Clupeidae. Gene Ontology annotation, molecular function: sphingosine-1-phosphate receptor activity. Gene Ontology annotation, biological process: G protein-coupled receptor signaling pathway. The coding region runs from base 314 to 1501 and encodes 395 amino acids. Gene Ontology annotation, cellular component: membrane. The transcript has 2 exons.
UACCGUGAUAUAAUGUAUGUAGAGACAAAGACACUGAUUAAAAUGUGUGAGCGGUGUUAACAGAGUUAACAGAACAUAGUCUGAGAGUGGGAAACGCUUAUCCAUUUUGAAAUAUGAAGAGACCUUUUGAGUCGCUUGUAAAGGAACGUUCUGCUUCGGGAUGUGAUGAAUCGGCACAAAGAACUUUUAAAGAUCUGGUGUGGUGCAAGAGCUGAGGGAUGAUAUCUCAUAGCAAAGGGUUCUACGGCUCAGCUGUCUUUAGAAAGUUUCCUGUCAUCGCCCCCUAGUGUGUGAUCUGAAGAAGUGUCCUGCAAUGGAGAAUAGCAUCGAGCCAGGCAUGAACUGGGAGAUCGUGACCCACUACAACCACUCAGGCAAGUGGAUCCGGCCGCGCAGCGUGGGGAUCUGCAAGAUGGCGGUCCUGAUCCUGAUCUGCGCUCUGAUCGUCUUGGAGAACGUGACGGUGCUGCUGGCGCUGUGGCGCAACAAGCGCUUUCACAGCCGCAUGUACUUCCUCAUCGGCAACCUGGCACUGUCCGAUAUGCUGGCAGGCGUGGCGUACGCCGUCAACAUCUUCACCUCCGGCCGCAACACCUUUUUCCUGAAGCCCUGGCAGUGGCUGGCGCGGGAGGGCAGCAUGUUCGUGGCCCUGAGCGCUUCCACCUUCAGCCUGCUGGCCAUUGGCAUCGAGAGGCACAUGACCAUGGUGCGCCUGCGUCCGUGCGAGGCGGCUGGCCGCGGCCGUCUCCUGGGCCUGCUGGGCGCCUGCUGGCUGGUGUCGGUGCUGCUGAGCGCCUUGCCCAGCCUGGGCUGGAACUGCCGUGGGCAGCUGGGCGCCUGCUCCACCGUCCUGCCGCUCUACGCCAAGAGCUACGUGGCCUUCUGCAUCAGCGUCUUCAGCGCGCUGCUGCUGGCCAUCGUCAUCCUCUACAUCCGCAUCUACAGGCUGGUGACGUCCAGCGGGCGACGGGUGAGCGGACGGCCGUCGGAGCGGGCGCUGGCGCUCUUGCGGACGGUGGUGAUCGUGCUGGGCGUGUUCGUAGUGUGCUGGACGCCGCUCUUCUCGCUGCUGCUGGUGGACGUGGGCUGCUCGCCGCAGCGCUGCCCGCUCCUCUACGAGGUGGACUGGUUCAUCGCGCUGGCCGUGCUCAACUCGGCACUCAACCCGCUCAUCUACACACUGUCCAGCCGCGAGAUGCGCGCCGCCUUCUUCCGCCUGAUCUGCUGUUGCGGCUGCCAGUCUUCGCUAGAGCCGCCACCGCCCACCGUGCCUGGUCUCAACAUCCCCGGCACACCCAUCCCCACCAUGGAGAACAGCAAGUCCAGCAUCGGGCCGGCCAAAUCAACGCUCCUCAGAGGCAAGGUCCCUACGCCCCAGAACUCGCACCAUCAGCCCCCAGACCCUCCACCCUCUGGUACUCCUGCGCGCACCGGCAAGGGUGACCUUCUCUCAGUGGUCCUUGUCAAAGCUGGCGCCUUGCCCUCUCUAGGAAAAUUAUGACUCCAAGGUCAGCAGACUUUCACUGUUAUGUGACAUGGUACCUGUGAUUCCACAGCGUUUGGUGGGACCGAGGAUGCGGAGGACAGUCGGGGUGUCUUGAUCCUGUGGAGAUGUUGAUUUGACUCAUGGAGGUGUGGAUGAUUCUGCAACUUAGACGCCAUGGAAGGUCAGUGCUGUCUUUCUACCAGAGACAAGAGAUGCAGCAGGACUUGUGAUGCUCAUUCACAAUAAGGGCUCAAGAGUCAUAAGAACCGGUUGGGGUCAGGGGUACUGUUCUGAAGGGCUCGGAAGGGUACAGACUUGAACUCAGCUCAACUCAGUAUGUAGCCACUACGUUUGUGCAUUUACCAGCAUUGGAACGGAGGAACUAAUUCACAGCACUAGACUAUAUAAGAACUGAACUGUUUUCAGAAGGAAGGAGUUCUGGAAUUCAUUGCAUCGCCAAAAUGCAUCUGAAUACAAGACUUCAGAUCAAAGACCAAGCAUAAGGCAUUUGAAGAACAGCCUAUGUUGGCACUUGCAUCAAACACUCAAAGAAUAAUUAUACAAAGCUCUGGGGUAUUCAGCAGAUUUCCGAUUCAUUUUGAGUUAAAAUCUCAGAUAGGCCAGUUACACAGACAUUGAUUACGCCUGGUCCCGGACUAAAAGCUCUCUUUUCAGUGGAGAACUAAAUAGAAGGUCUCUUAUAGUCGAGGACCAAGCUUAAUCUUUGUCCUGGAAACUGUUCUGGGUGAGCAGUUAAGCCUUUGCCACGAGUUUGUACAUCUUUGAACAUGCAACACAGCCUUCAUUUGAGUUGGUGUAAAUUCAGUGUGUUGGGCUCCAGGGUUAACUACAGAUGCAACCUUGUAACAAAAUGUACACAAUUAGAGGAGCAUUCAAUGCAUGUAUUUGCCUUACCUAUACCACAGCAUAUUUAUUUUACCUGAGGAUAAAAACUGUCAGUAUUAUUCAAAUAUUUUAAUCCACUAUAAUGGUACAGCAAACUUAAGUAAAAAAAUAAAAUAAAGUGUUUCUGAGAUGAGUGUGAGAUAAAUAAGGAUAAAUAUUACUCUUCUCACACCCUGGACUCUAAUUUAAAUGAAAGGCAAAGUGCAAAGUCUAAAUAAAGUUAAUUUAAUAACUGGCCUAUAUCUAUUUGCUAAUUUGGUACCAUGAACAAGAUUGAUAGCACAAACAUCAGUGGGCCCUAUCGUGUACCCGGCGCAAGGUGCGCGAGGAUUAUUCUUAUCUUAAUAAAGUGAGGAAUUUUUCGGGCAGUUGUCUACACAUAUCCAACCCCUACCGUGGCAAAACGUUGACAUGUGAAUACAUUAAGCCAAUCAUGUGUUGUAAUCUCGC